Molecule: messenger RNA, 3124 nt
Organism: Oncorhynchus gorbuscha (pink salmon)
Lineage: Eukaryota; Metazoa; Chordata; Actinopteri; Salmoniformes; Salmonidae
Gene: brsk2a
Product: BR serine/threonine kinase 2a
Exons: 20
Coding region: 300-2327 (675 amino acids)
Biological process (GO): protein phosphorylation; microtubule cytoskeleton organization; intracellular signal transduction
Cellular component (GO): cytoplasm
Molecular function (GO): protein serine/threonine kinase activity; ATP binding; tau-protein kinase activity
Source: RefSeq, a predicted model, not a curated record
CCCGACAGGCGAACACUGGCACUGCAGGCUCAACCAACAAUGAUUUUCGGAUCCUAGGCUAAAGCACUCUCCGUGCAUCUGCAGGAAACCGAGAGGAAAGGGGGAGAGAAUCCUACGUACCUAAACAGCGCGAGAGAGAGAGAGUCCGAGUGAGUGCAGAGCGAGACGGGAGGAUAGGCAAGUGGGUUUGUGGAGUAAACAAAGAACGCCUGGACCUGCCAAAAUCAAGAGGAUUGUGUGUUAUUCUCGGAAUAACUGCAACUGCGCUUAUUUGCGAAGUGUUUUUUUCGCCAAUCAAAAUGUCAUCGUCUGGGAAAGACAACAGUGGUGCUCAACAUGCCAAUUACGUGGGACCGUAUCGCUUGGAAAAGACGCUCGGCAAAGGACAGACAGGCCUGGUCAAGCUGGGGAUCCACUGUGUCACAUGCCAGAAAGUUGCAAUUAAGAUUGUCAACCGAGAGAAACUCAGCGAGUCGGUACUAAUGAAGGUUGAGCGGGAAAUAGCGAUUCUGAAGCUCAUAGAACACCCUCACGUUUUAAAGCUGCACGACGUCUACGAAAAUAAGAAAUACUUGUAUCUGGUGUUAGAGCACGUCUCAGGGGGAGAGCUCUUUGACUACCUGGUAAAGAAGGGACGGUUAACACCCAAGGAGGCCAGGAAGUUCUUCAGACAGAUCAUCUCUGCACUGGACUUCUGCCAUAGUCACUCCAUAUGCCACAGAGAUUUGAAGCCAGAGAACCUGUUGUUAGAUGAGAAGAACAACAUCAGGGUAGCAGACUUUGGCAUGGCCUCUCUACAGGUUGGCGACAGUCUGCUGGAGACCAGCUGUGGAUCUCCACACUAUGCAUGCCCAGAGGUUAUAAGGGGGGAGAAGUAUGACGGCAGAAAAGCAGACGUGUGGAGCUGUGGGGUCAUCCUCUUUGCCCUAUUGGUGGGUGCCCUUCCAUUUGAUGAUGACAAUCUGAGGAACCUGCUGGAGAAGGUGAAGCUAGGAGUGUUCCAUAUGCCCCACUUCAUACCCCCAGACUGUCAGAACCUCCUCCAGGGCAUGAUCGAGGUAGACGCCACCAAACGGCUAACGUUAGAACAUAUUCAGAAGCACAACUGGUACAUAGGUGGUAAGAAUGAACCCGAACCAGAGCAGCCUGUUCCCAGGAAGGUGGCUGUACGGAGCCUGCCCUCUACAGACGACAUAGAUCCGGAUGUACUGGACAGCAUGCAUUCUCUGGGCUGCUUCAGAGACAAGAACAAACUGAUGAAGGACCUGCUCUCGGACGAAGAUAACCAGGAGAAGAUGAUCUACUUCCUGCUGUUGGACCGUAAGGAGAGGUACCCCAGCCACGAGGACCAAAACCUGCCCCCACGCAACGAGAUUGACCCCCCCAGGAAGCGUGUGGACUCCCCCAUGCUGAACCGCCAUGGCAAAAAGAGACCGGAGAGGAAGUCUAUGGAGGUGCUGAGUGUCACAGACGGAGGUUCCCCCGUACCCGCCAGGAGGGCCAUCGACAUGACACAGCACGGACAGAGGUACACAAACACACAGGAACAGAGGUCAAGGUCCAUAAGUGGAGCAUCUUCCGGUCUCUCCACUAGCCCUCUCAGCAGCCCACGGGUUACCCCUCACCCAUCCCCCCGGGGCAGCCCCCUCCCCACCCCCAAGGGCACCCCUGUGCACACACCCAAGGAGAGCCCGGCGGGCACGCCCAACCCCACGCCGCCCCCCAGCCCAUCUAUCGGCGGUAUGCCCUGGAGGACACGCCUCAACUCCAUCAAGAACAGCUUCCUGGGCUCGCCACGCUUUCACCGCAGGAAACUACAAGUUCCCACACAAGAGGAGAUGUCCAGCCUCACACCAGAGUCUUCCCCAGAGAAAUACAAAGGCAGCAUCUCACCAGACUCAUCCCCAGAACUUGCCAAAAAAUCCUGGUUUGGUAACUUCAUCAACCUGGAUAAAGAGGAGCAGAUCUUCAUCUUGAUCAAAGACAAGCCUCUGAGCUCCAUCAAGGCUGACAUCGUCCAUGCCUUUCUUUCGAUCCCGAGUCUCAGCCACAGUGUGAUCAGCCAGACGAGUUUCCGGGCAGAGUACAAGUCCACAGCCGGCCCCACGGUCUUCCAGAAGCCAGUCAAGUUCCAGGUGGACAUCACCUACACAGAGAGCACCGCCGCCCCCAAGGAGAACGGCAUCUACUCUGUCACCUUUACCCUGCUCUCAGGACCCAGCCGGCGCUUCAAGCGGGUGGUAGAGACAAUUCAGGGCCAGUUGCUAAGCACACAUGACCAGCCGGGAGUUCAGCAGCUUUCUGGAAUUAUCCAGAAAACCUAUUAGAUCCUCCUCCUGCCUCCCUGCUCCACUCCGCCUAUCCUCUUCCUCCUUGGCCAUCACUUCAACCCCACCGUCUGCACACCAAGAGAUGGACAUUUGUUGACUGAGUUGGGGACCGCUUUUCAAGGGGCCUCCUUCACUACCCCGAGCAGCAGUCCCAGAGGGAGAAAACAGCAAUCCAUAUCCCUCUGAUACACAAGCAUGUUAUACACAUACAAAUGGACACACGCGCACACACACACACAUUUAUCCCUUCACAUGUGUAUAUACACACACACACACACACACACACACACACACACACACACACACACACACACACACACACACACACACACACACACACACACACACACACACACACACACACACACACACACACACACACACACACACACACACACACACACACACACACACACCUUUCACCUUGAGAUUAUUAAGCAUUUAACACCCAAACACACAAUCUCAUUACACAAAUAAAUACACGCUCCCCUUCUAACACUAUUGCACAGUAUUUAUAGACAAACUCUGGGAUGUAAUAACAAGAACAAAGAACAAAAAAAUGGACAGAACAAUGAAGUGACCAAAAGGAGAAGCGAAGGAGGAUAAGUUUGUUGAUCUACUGUAGCAUCAACAUCAGACGCGGGCGCUUGCUGGAUUGUAUCGUUUCUCUUUUUAAUGUACUUCCUCUUUCUUCGUGAAGAAACUGGAUUUAAAAAUACUAAAUGGACAUUUAUUAGACUCAAUACCAUUGCUGCAAAUUGACUGGAAUUGCUAUUUCAGAAAGCAAGGGGUGU